CCAAAUCUUUCCCCCACGUUUGCUACUCUCGCGGAUAACUGAAUGAAUGUGGCGUGUACGUAUUGUUGCGCUUAGAUUAACAAAAACGUCGUCUUCAGUUGUCACCAGCAAACCUGUAAGUGUCUCACGGCAGUUACAUUCACAGACUAACUGCUGUUCUGUACUUUUCGUGGACUUUACUCGCACAGAACCACGAUACAUGUCAAGUCAACCCAAGAGAGUCUGCACUGAAAACAUGACCGUUAAAAAGAUUGGGACACACAACGGCACCUUUCACUGCGACGAGGUCCUGGCUUGUUUCUUCCUCCGUCAGUUACCUGAGUAUACGGACGCUGAGAUUGUUCGGACCAGGGACCCAGCACUCUUGGCAGAAUGUGAUGUUGUUGUGGAUGUUGGAGGGGAGUUUAACCCAAAGAGGCAUCGCUAUGACCAUCAUCAGAGGUCUUUCACAGAGAGCUUUAACAGCCUGUGUCCAGAAAAACCGUGGGUGACUAAGCUCAGCUCUGCCGGUCUGGUCUACUUACACUUUGGUCGUCAGCUGCUGGCUCAGCUGACACAGCUGAAGGAGGAUGACAGGCAGCUGGAGGUGCUUUAUGACAAGCUGUAUGAGAACUUUGUGGAAGAAGUGGAUGCUGUAGACAAUGGCAUCUCACAGUAUGAUGGGGAGGCUCGAUACGCCGUCUCCUCCACGCUGAGCGCACGUGUCUCACAUCUAAAUCCUCCCUGGAACAGCAAGAGUCAUGAUACUGAGGAAGGUUUCAGUAAGGCUUUGAAGAUGGUUGGGGAGGAGUUUCUGGACCGUCUGGAUUACUACAAGUCCUCCUGGCUGCCGGCUCGUGUGAUUGUGGAGGAAGCUGUCAAGCAGAGACAUCAGGUCGAUCCCAGUGGGGAGGUGGUGUUGUUCUCUCAAGGUGGGUGUCCCUGGAAGGAGCACUUGUUUGCCUUGGAAAAGGAACUUCAGGUGGAGACCCCUAUCAAGUUUGUCCUUUACCCAGACCAGAAUGGACAGUGGCGGGUCCAGUGUGUCCCUGCUGGACUCAACACCUUUCAGAACAGGCUGUCGCUUCCGGAAGAGUGGCGCGGUGUACGAGAUGAGGCACUGUCGGAGCUCAGUGGGAUUACGGGCUGCAUCUUCGUCCAUGCCGGGGGUUUUAUUGGCGGGAACAAGACCCAGGAAGGAGCCCUGGAGAUGGCCCGGAGGACCCUGCAGGCUGCUGCCCAAUCCCCGACAAACGGAAGCAGCUGACCGCUUUAAGAAGACAACAGAUUGUUUGAUCUGUCAACCAGUGUUGAUAGAUAAUAGCAAAAAUGAAUCUGUUUGUUUGUUAUCAUGCAGAUUACAUUGCAGCCAGGUUGAUAUUGUUUUGUUAUGUGGUGCAAGAUGGGGGAUGGAAUGAAAAUGGUAACCAAAUAAGAUCAGAGCAGUCUCUGCUUUGCAUUGACUCAUACUGGAUCAUAAUGUUGGCUCAUAUGUCUUUUCUCUACCAGUCUUUGUUACUGUGAAUCUAUUUCAGUUUUAAUUGGCAAUAGAAGUUUAUAGUUUCAAGGCAUUUUGGUCUUUUGAAAUCAGUACAGUGUUAAAUCUAGCAAUAAACUCCAUGUUUUUCCUA
Messenger RNA from Melanotaenia boesemani (Boeseman's rainbowfish), 1610 nucleotides. It is a transcript of the gene myg1, whose product is annotated as myg1 exonuclease. Gene Ontology annotation, cellular component: nucleus; cytoplasm. The record is from RefSeq and is a predicted model, not a curated record. Lineage: Eukaryota; Metazoa; Chordata; Actinopteri; Atheriniformes; Melanotaeniidae. The transcript has 7 exons. The coding region runs from base 47 to 1246 and encodes 399 amino acids.